AUGUGUUCCCGCGGAUCCUGCCACAGCAACGAAACCUCCUGCCAUGGAUCCCGUUCCUCCUGCCACGACUCGGGACCCUCCUGCCAUUACAUCAUCCAGAGGCAGCCAGUGCAGAAGUUCACCUACGUGACACCCUCCUGCCCCCCCGUGCAGUCCUAUUGCCCCCCUGUGCAGCGCUAUUGCCCCCCUGUGCAGCGCUACUGCCCCCCUGCCCCUUAUUGUCCCCAGUACUCCAAGAACACCUGCAACCUGCCACCGAAAUGCCCCAAGUACUAA
Molecule: messenger RNA, 276 nt
Organism: Calypte anna (Anna's hummingbird)
Lineage: Eukaryota; Metazoa; Chordata; Aves; Apodiformes; Trochilidae
Product: putative small proline-rich protein 5
Exons: 1
Coding region: 1-276 (91 amino acids)
Source: RefSeq, a predicted model, not a curated record